This is a messenger RNA of Daphnia magna, 931 nucleotides long. It is a transcript of the gene Rheb, whose product is annotated as GTP-binding protein Rheb. The transcript has 6 exons. Bases 205 to 762 code for a protein of 185 amino acids. Lineage: Eukaryota; Metazoa; Arthropoda; Branchiopoda; Diplostraca; Daphniidae. Gene Ontology annotation, biological process: small GTPase-mediated signal transduction. Gene Ontology annotation, cellular component: plasma membrane. The record is from RefSeq and is a predicted model, not a curated record. Gene Ontology annotation, molecular function: GTP binding; GTPase activity; GDP binding.
GUUUGGUUUGCAACGUUGUAUGUUGUAAACAGCUGUAAGUUGCUAGUAGCUGUCUAAACAUAAAGAACACGUUUUUAUUUUCUAUAGUUUAAUCGAAUCUUAUCUUGCAAUAGCUUAUUUAUAGAGGAAAUUUUUAGCAACAACACCGAGGAAAUAAGUGUAUCGCGUAAAAGACUCUAUAUAAGUAAACACAUCUCGUCAAGCAUGCCACCUCAAAGGAAACAGAGGAAAAUAGCUAUAAUGGGCUAUCGUUCUGUCGGUAAAUCAUCAUUGACAAUUCAGUUUGUCGAGAAUCAAUUUGUUGACUCUUAUGACCCUACAAUUGAGAACACAUUUACUAAACCAUGGAAAGUUCGUGGGCAAGAUUUUGAGCUUAAACUGGUUGAUACAGCUGGGCAAGAUGAAUAUGCAAUUUUCCCAGCUCAGCAUUCAAUGGACAUGCAUGGUUAUGUUCUUGUCUACUCCAUAACUUCUGUUCAAAGCUUUGAACUUCUCCAAGUUUUGCUAGAAAAAAUCAUGGACAUGACUGGCAAAAUCACAAUACCUCUUGUUAUUGUUGGUAAUAAAACGGAUCUUCACCGCGAAAGAGUUGUCAGCACAGAAGAAGGUAAAAGACUAGCCGAUACUUGGAAAGCAUCGUUUUAUGAAGUUUCUGCUAGAUCGCACGAGUCUGUCUGCGAAAUUUUUAACAGGCUGAUUACAGAGAUGGAAAAAGCAGACAGCAGUAAUGGGAACGAGAAAAGUAGUUGCGUUAUCUCCUGAGCGGGUACAAAAGGUAGAUGAGUCUACUAGGGCUUAUUCUUUUUUUUUUUUCUUCUAAUAAUAUUAUGCAGUGUUUUCGUAACGACCGUUUUCUGGUUUUCUUGGAUUUGUGUCAAACAACAAGUUAAAGACAUUCAUGGUGAGCGAAAUACAUUUAUCAUUUGUACUA